Molecule: messenger RNA, 1392 nt
Organism: Pogona vitticeps (central bearded dragon)
Lineage: Eukaryota; Metazoa; Chordata; Lepidosauria; Squamata; Agamidae
Source: RefSeq, a predicted model, not a curated record
AUGCCCCCCAGGCGCGCGAGCCGACCCCCUUUCCAGGCCGGGCUGCCUGGCCGCCGAGAAGCCCAAGGUUCGCCCUUGAGUCCUCAGCCUGCCCGGGGCGCGGGACCCGGGGAAUGGGCGCCGAGUCGUGAGUCUUGGAAGGCUGUGCGUCGAGGAGGGCGGCAUCGCCUCCGGCGGGUGCAGGCCUCCGGCAAGGCCUCGGAGGAACUGGUUCUUCAAACAGACCAGCCGCGCUGCGAGCUGGAAGCGCUAGAAGCCGUUUUCGCUCAGACCCACUACCCAGACGUGUUUACGAGGGAAGAGCUGGCCAUGAAGAUCAACCUCACGGAAGCCCGCGUCCAGGUCUGGUUUCAAAACAGAAGGGCCAAAUGGAGAAAAACUGAGAGAGGGGCUUCUGAUCAGGAAGGGCCUAAAGAGACAAUGGCUGAAGUGACACCCGCAGGAAGGAAUUUAAACUCUCCCUCCCCAGUUGAUCAUACCAGAAAUAAGAAGGAGAAUCUAGAGAUUCAACAGAGCCUUAGCAGAGGAGUUGGCCCUUCUGGUCCCUUUUUCCCCUCAUGUCUACCAGGGACUCUCCUCAAUACAGCCACAUAUGCACAGGCUUUGUCGCAAGUUGCAUCCCUCAAAGGUAGUCCACUCUGCUCUUGCUGCGUUCCUGACCACAUGGGGCUCUCCUUCCUUCCCACGUACGGCUGCCAGAGUAAUCGCACAGCAAGCGUAGCAGCCCUGCGCAUGAAAGCACGCGAACAUUCCGAGGCUGUGCUUCAGUCAGCAAAUCUUCUGGCCUCCAGCAGCCCUGGCCCCAGCUGUGGUUCAGGGGCCAAGCCCAGUGCAGAGAAUGUCUUGGACAACAAGCCUCCUUUGACUGUAGAACAGAACGACAGUGAGAAAAGUGUCUGAGAGCCUGCCUUCCACAUCACAAUGAACCCAGUAAUCCUGAGAAGCCAAAUCUAAGGAAAUCUACCUGACCGGUGUACAACCUCAGCUAUCUGGAUCAUUUUGCAUCUGGAAGAAAAUGUGGUAGCUGUUUGCUUUCCCAGCAAGCUACAAGUGCAAGCGUUCAUCAGUCAUCUUUCUUACUGACAUCUUUUACUUCUUGAUAAAUUUCCUCGGGUUCCUUAUUAGCCCCAUGGAGUCUGGUGCUGCUUCAAUCUAAAGCAAAACUGGAUUCAGGAGUCCUAUUAGAAGCUGUAGAGAGAAACUUGGGACCGUUCUCCGGCACCUCUUGUGUAUUGAUUCCUAAACAUCCCAGAGGUUUAUAAAGAAAUUCUCUCUGUGCAUGUAUACGCGUACAUAUGCACGUACACAUAUGAGACACUGUGUUUUAUUGCUAAUUUAAAAUUAUGAAUUGCUUUUUCUUUUGAAAGAGAAUUGUGUAAUGGUGGAAAGGAA